AUGGAAAAGUGCGAAAUUCUCAAUUGGAUCUCCAAUCUCGAACUCCCCGCAAGCCGUGCGUCGGGUAUCACCUCUACGCCAAACCUGAACCCGACCGACAAGAAUCAGCUGCAGCUUCCGUCGCCGCCCGAAUCGCGCAAACGACACCAAAAUAUGGCAACUAGCUCUUCUACAACACCUAAGAGACGAAGAGUGAUGAAAGAUGUUGACGAGACACCGAGGGCAAGGAGCAGUCAAGGAGAAGGGCCAUUACUGCAGUCACCAGCACCCUCCAUUCGGGCGGCUACGGAGUCGUCAGAACGAUCGCAAGCUUCCGGUCGAUCUUCACCCCUGAAGCAACUCAGAGCCAUGGAAUUAUCUUCCGACAGAAUCAAGACAAAGGUCCUGGACUCGACGGAUCCAAAUUUGCCCGUCGCGCUAUCUCAAUUACUCGUCGAGCUCGAGGAUUGCAAUGAUGGGUUUGGCGUCAUCUCGAAUACUCUCGAGGCUGAGAUCAAGGGAAAGGCGAAGCAAAUACCUGGAUGUCGUAUCUUCCGGGAUUCUAUGUUUGCUCCCUCGGCGGACCGCGAUCAACUCGGACUGACACCUUCAUUCGAUGAGGUCGCUGAUCUGGUCAAGGAGGCUCUACAUUGCCAGGAUACGAAGCGGUCCGAAUCUGGAUGGAACAUGGCAGUCCAUUAUCCCCUUUUACGAAGGGCUAUAUAUGAUCCAGCAAGGCAAAGUCAGUUAAUAGGCUUUGAACCGUGCACAACCGCAAAAAUCAUUCGAGAAUACCUACCCGCAGGUGCAACAGGUAAAAUGGUGGACUUUUGCAUUUGUGUGAAUACGGAAGUGGAUCAAGUUGCUUACAACGCUAUCGAGAGGGUGAGCCGAGCGCUCCCCGCCCAAGUGAUCAACCACACAGACGAAUAUGGUCUCCGAAAUUGGCCUAUUGCCGUGAGCAUCGAGACGAAGCGACAAGGUGAAGAACGCCUAGCAGCCGCGGAGCUGCAGUUAGGGACAUGGCACACUGCCCAAUGGAGUCUACUCGAGCGUCUCGUCGCCCAAUCCGGGGGUACGUUCGACGGGCUGCCUUUCCUGCCAGCUAUCGUCGUGCAUGGGCAUAUUUGGAGCUUUGCAGCUACAACAAGGGAGGGCGAGACUACAUUGCUAUGGUUGGAGCAAGGGUUCGGGUCGACUAGCAAUCUUCUUGGGGUAUACAAGACGGUAUGGGGCUUGCAACGUCUCGCCAAGUGGACCAGCGACGUGUACUGGCCAUGGUUUAGGAAGAACGCCCUGGGAGUUUCUGAAGGAUGA
Messenger RNA from Penicillium samsonianum, 1296 nucleotides. RefSeq lists its product as uncharacterized. The transcript has a single exon. The record is from RefSeq and is a predicted model, not a curated record. Bases 1 to 1296 code for a protein of 431 amino acids. NCBI's taxonomy places the organism in Eukaryota, Fungi, Ascomycota, Eurotiomycetes, Eurotiales, Aspergillaceae.